CACCACAGAGGGCUGCUGGUCUGGUUGAGUCUAUUCUCUCCUCUGUACCUGGACACGAUCACAUCUUUCCAGUUCUUCACAGUGUGCACCACUGAACAGCUGGAGCUUUAGAGGAAUGAACCAUUUGUUCAGAUGGAGAAGGCUUGCCAGACUGAUGUUCAUGCUGCUAUAUUUUGUCAUUAAUGUUCUCUGUGCUUCCCAGCAAACAGUCCAGUCUGAGACUCAGCAGGUGAAAGGCAUCAUGGGACAGUCUUUCUCUUUUCAAGAGAGGGUGAUCAAGACUGGCAAUUUACUUUAUGGAGAACUUGGCAGUAUUGCAAAUGUGUACCCUGAUAAAGAAGGCAAAAUCACCCUUGAGAAGAGAUUUGAAAACCGCCUCCGCUUGAACAAUGUUACAAGAUACUUCACUCUGUCAGCCCUUCAGAUUGACGAUGCUGGGGUUUAUACUGUGGAGAAUACAGAUGAAGGGAAAAAAACAACAAAAUUUGAGCUCACUGUAUACAAUGUUGUUUCCAAACCUCAGGUGACAGAGUGUGACAGCAGCUCCUGUAGUGUGGUGUGUUCUGUGGACAAUGAAAAAGAGGUGACCUUGACCCUGUACAGGGGAGAGGAAAUACUAAACCAGACCAGCAGUCCUGACCUCACCACCAAUCCAUCUCUCCAUUUGGAGGUAGAGGGAAAGAACUACAACUCCACCUACAGCUGUGUGGCUUCCAACCCUGUCAGCAAUGAAACAGUUCUUGUCCCAAAAUGUUGCAGUGAAGAUGGUCAUCCUAAUGAUGCUGACAGUGAUGGGAUGACUCUGGGUAUGGUUAUUUCUGUAAUCUGCGUUUUGGUUGCCUCUGGGCUGGUUGGACUUGCAAUCUAUCUAAGGAAGAGGGGAAAUGAACACUCACAAGGCAGAUUCAUCCGAAAGAGUGCAAGUUGACAUUGAGUAUGCAACGAUAAUUCCUAAAAAACGAACAGAUAACCAGGAGGAGCGAACAGAUAUACCGGAAUUGGAGUCACACAGAACAGACAUACCAGAAUUGGAGUCACGUAGAGACAACCCUAACCUGACAUCAGUUUAUGAUACACUCCUGUUGCAUCGCAUGGCUGCCAGCGGGGAUGUUGACACAGCAUGAAGGAGAAAAACGGGAAGUCAAUGGGAGGCCGAAAUGAUAACUCACAUUCUGUAGAGCAUAAAAGAGGACGUUGAAACAAAAUGAAAGUAAAACAAUAUUCAUGCUAACAACCUUUUAGAGGCAUAGUUAUGGGAGAAAAAUCCCCUGGAACUGUUGUGCUGAUAUUAUAAUUUCAGGCUUCCUUUGUAGGUCAUUCUCACAGACCUGUCAAAUAGGGGCCUCGGUUACAUCCACUGAUACUGACCAAUUCAAUAACUAUGCAUUGAGUUGUUAGCAGGAUCAGGAUAUCCUUCUUAUCAAGUACCUUUUGUCCCAAAUCACAAUGUAUAAGUUAAAACAAAUGGAACAUAUCUUUUAAUACAAUUCACUAGUGUUUUUGCUAUGCUA
Molecule: messenger RNA, 1511 nt
Organism: Oncorhynchus tshawytscha (Chinook salmon)
Lineage: Eukaryota; Metazoa; Chordata; Actinopteri; Salmoniformes; Salmonidae
Product: SLAM family member 5
Exons: 6
Coding region: 116-928 (270 amino acids)
Source: RefSeq, a predicted model, not a curated record